Molecule: messenger RNA, 2042 nt
Organism: Sapajus apella (tufted capuchin)
Lineage: Eukaryota; Metazoa; Chordata; Mammalia; Primates; Cebidae
Product: zinc finger protein 431-like
Exons: 6
Coding region: 178-1842 (554 amino acids)
Biological process (GO): regulation of transcription by RNA polymerase II
Cellular component (GO): nucleus
Molecular function (GO): RNA polymerase II cis-regulatory region sequence-specific DNA binding; DNA-binding transcription activator activity, RNA polymerase II-specific
Source: RefSeq, a predicted model, not a curated record
UGGCGAUCUCGGCUCACUGCAACCUCCGCCCCAGGGAUGCUACUUAUUUGGCAUCCUGAAACUGCUGAAGUUGUUUAUCAGUUUAAAGAGCUUUUCUGCUGAAACUGUAGGGUUUUGAAGACACAGAAUCUUUUCAUCUGCACAAAGGGAUAAUUUGACUUCCUCUCUUCUUGGUGGAUGCCUUUUAUUUUCAUCUUUUCCCUGAUUGCUCUGGCCAGGACUUCCAGUUGUAUGCUGAAUAGGAGUUUUGAGAGAAGACAUCCUUGUCUUGGGCCAGUUUUCAAGGAGAAAAUGCUUCCAGCUUCUGAGACGCUGACAUUUAGGGAUGUGGCCAUAGAAUUCUCUCUGGAGGAGUGGCAGUGCCUGAACCCUGCUCAGCAGAAUUUAUAUAGAAAUGUGAUGUUAGAGAACUACAGAAACCUGGUCUUCUUGGCAGGUAUUGCUGUCUCUAAGCAAAACCCAGUCACCUGUCUGGAGCACGGAAAAGAGCCCUGGAAUAUGAAGAGAUAUGAGAUCAUGGCCAAACCCACAGCUAUGUGUUCUUAUUUUCCCAAAAACCUUUGGCCAGAGCAAGACAUAAAAGAUUCUUUUCAACAAGUGAUUCUGAGAAGAUAUGGAAAAUGUGGACCUGAGAAUUUACAGUUAAGAAAAGGCUCUGCAAGUGUGGAUGAGUGUAAGGUGCACAAAGAAGGUUAUAAUGAACUAAACCAGCGUUUGACAACUACCCAAAGUGAAAUAGUUCGAUGUGAUAAAUUUGUAAAAGUCUUUCAUAAAUUUUUAAAUUCAAAUAGACAUAAGACAAGACAUACUAGAAAAAAAACUUUCAAAUGUAAAAAAUGUGAUAAAUCAUUUUGCAUGCUUUUACACCUAAGUCAACAUAAAAGAGUUCAUACUGGGGAGAAUUUGUACCAAUGUGAAGAAUGUGGCAAAGCCUUUCAGUGGUUCUCAACCUUUGCUAGACACAAGAUAAUUCAUACUGGAGAGAAACCCUUCAAAUGUGAAGAAUGUGGCAAAGCUUUUAAGCAGUCUUCAACCCUUACCACACAUAAGAUAAUUCAUACUGGAGAGAAACCCUUCAAAUGUGAAGAAUGUGGCAAAGCUUUUAAGCACCCCUCAACCCUUAGUACACAUAGGAUGAUUCAUACUGGAGAGAAACGCUACAGAUGUCAAGAAUGUGGCAAAGCCUUCAGCCGGUCCUCACAGCUUACUACACAUAAGAGAAUUCAUACUGGAGAGAAACCCUACAAAUGUGAAGAAUGUGGCAAAGCUUUUAACCGAUUUUCAUACCUUACAAAACAUAAGAUAAUUCAUACUGGAGAGAAAUCUUAUAAAUGUGAAGAAUGUGGCAAAGGCUUUAACUGGUCCUCCACCCUCACUAAACAUAAAAGAAUUCAUACUGGAGAGAAACCCUACAAAUGUGAAGAAUGUGGCAAAGCCUUUAGUGUGUCUUCAAACCUUACUACACAUAAGAUGACUCAUACUGGGGAGAAACCCUACAAAUGUGAAGAAUGUGGCAAAGGCUUUAGUUGGUCCUCAACCCUUACUAAACAUAAGAUCAUUCACACUGGAGUGAAACCUUACAAAUGUGAAGAAUGUGGCAAAGCUUUUAACCAGUCCUCAAACCUUACUACACAUAAGAUAAUUCAUACUGGAGAGAAAUCUUACAAAUGUGAAGAAUGUGGCAAAGCUUUUAGCCAUUCCUCAAUCCUUACUACACAUAAGAGAAUUCACACUGGAGAGAAACCCUACAAAUGUGAAGAAUGUGGCAUAGCUUUUAACCGAUCCUCAAAACUUACUAAACAUAGGAAAAUUUAUACUGGGAAGAAACUGUACCAACUGUGAAGAAUGUGGCAGUGCUUUCAACCAGUCCUCAUAUUUUUUUAAACAAAAUAAUUCAUACUGCUGAGAAAAAUCUACAAGUGUGAAAAAUGUGCCAGAGCCUUUAACCAAUCUUCAACUUUUUUUUCUUUUUUUUUUUUUGAGAUAGAGUCUUGCUCUAUUGCUCAGGCUGGAGUGCAGUGGCACACAGUCGGCUCACCGCA